This is a messenger RNA of Paramecium tetraurelia, 573 nucleotides long. RefSeq lists its product as uncharacterized. Lineage: Eukaryota; Ciliophora; Oligohymenophorea; Peniculida; Parameciidae. Gene Ontology annotation, cellular component: nucleus. The record is from RefSeq and is a predicted model, not a curated record. The transcript has 3 exons. Gene Ontology annotation, biological process: regulation of DNA-templated transcription.
AUGGUCAAUCCCCAAUAUUUAUAAGUAGAUUUAUAUGCAGAUUUAUAUGAAUAAAUUUUAACGAAUUAUAAAUAAUUCAAAUUUUAAAUCUAAAUGAGAUCCUUUUAAGUUAGCAAAGACUCGUCCUUCAGGAUCUUAUGUCCCUCCAACAAAAUAGAAAUGGAAGAAGAGACUGUAGAUACUCAAAUCUAGUUAGAAGUUAAGAAUAUUUACAGACCAAUAAAAAUUAUUCUUCCACCUCCAAGUCUCCCUAAAAUUGUUACAAGCACUAAAACUUGUAAUUGCAAAAAAUCUUAAUGUUUAAAACAGUAUUGCGAUUGCUUUGCUAACGGAUAAGUAUGCUCUGAAAAUUGCAAUUGUGUUGGAUGUUUUAAUAAUUCUCUCAAUAAUUCGUAAAGAAAAGAUGCCAAACUCUAAAUAUAAGCAAGAGAUCCAGGGGCAUUCAAAUAAGCCUUUAAAGGAUGCAAUUGCAAAAAGUCAGGAUGUUAAAAAAAAUAUUGCGAAUGCUUUCAAAAUAAUUUACAAUGUACACAUUAGUGUAGGUGUGAAGGGUGUGUCAAUUGUUUAAAAUGA